Neurospora hispaniola is the source of this 990-nucleotide messenger RNA. RefSeq names its product Fructosamine/Ketosamine-3-kinase. NCBI's taxonomy places the organism in Eukaryota, Fungi, Ascomycota, Sordariomycetes, Sordariales, Sordariaceae. Bases 1 to 990 code for a protein of 329 amino acids. The transcript has 2 exons. The record is from RefSeq and is a predicted model, not a curated record.
AUGUCAUCAACCGUCGACCCCGCCAUCUUCCGCGCUCUGGCCCUGGAUCCCAACUCCGCCUCCGCCAGCAUCACGUCCCACGGCGGCUCCGGCUUCUCCUCGACUUAUAAGCUCCUUAUAACCACUCCUGAUGGCAACAACAAAAGGGCAUACUUUGUCAAAACCGGCACCGGGCCCGACGCCGCCGCCAUGUUCCUUGGGGAACACCACUCCCUCAAUGCGAUCCAUUCCGCCAUCUCCUCCUUCUGUCCACGCUCUUAUGCCAACGGGACCAUGUCCUCCAACUCUAACCAGCAUUUCUUGGUGACUGAUUUCCUCAAUCUCCGCUCUAGCGGUGGUUCGGCCAGAUCUGGCAGUGGUGAAUCCUUUGCAGCAAAGCUGGCCAAGAUGCACACCAUCCCCGCCCCGAUCCCCGAGGGGUACGACAAGCCCAUGUUCGGCUUUCCCGUCCCUACAUACUGCGGAGCGACGGAGCAGGACAAUACCUGGAAGGAGGACUGGGCAGAGUUCUACGCUGAAAACCGGUUACGCCAUGUGCUGAAAGAAGGUGAGAGGAUAAAUGGAAAGAACAAAGAGUUGCACGACGCGGUGGACAAGGUCGCAUCGAUGGUGGUGCCCAGACUUUUGGGGGAACAGACGAUAGGAAAGGUGACGCCGGUGUUGAUACAUGGGGAUUUGUGGAGUGGGAAUCAGGGACGGGGUAGGUUUUCCGAGGAAGGGGGCGUUGAGGAGGUCAUCUAUGACCCAGCAGCGGUUUAUGGGCACUCGGAGUAUGAGCUGGGCAUCAUGAAGAUGUUUGGCGGGUUUGGCGGGGGGUUUUGGAAGGAGUAUGGGGAGUUGAUGCCGAAGCAGGAACCGAAAGAGGAGUGGGAGGAUCGAAUUGCCUUGUAUGAGCUGUACCACCAUUUGAACCACUAUGCGUUGUUUGGAGGCGGGUAUCGCGGCGGCGCCAUGUCCAUUAUGAAGAAGCUUAUUGCAAAGUAUGCGUAG